Messenger RNA from Rana temporaria (common frog), 499 nucleotides. It is a transcript of the gene SNTN, whose product is annotated as sentan, cilia apical structure protein. The coding region runs from base 128 to 478 and encodes 116 amino acids. The record is from RefSeq and is a predicted model, not a curated record. NCBI's taxonomy places the organism in Eukaryota, Metazoa, Chordata, Amphibia, Anura, Ranidae. The transcript has 4 exons. Gene Ontology annotation, molecular function: calcium ion binding; transition metal ion binding.
CAAAAUUACCAAGUCAACAAAAAAUCAGGCAGAGGGAAAAAAAAAAAACAAGACGUAAUUAUGAUUUAUCCUGCUGCAGUGUAGAAGAAUUUCCAUCAGAUCCCAAAGAACGCACCAACUCAGAAACAUGCCAAAGAGCAACACAAUCCCGAUCGCCAAACAGCUGGCCUCUAUCAAAGCUCUGGGGAAAGGCUCGGAGCUGGAGAAAUCCGUAGCCACCAUGGUGCUUGUUUAUAAUUCAUACGCAGACAACGAUGGGAAAAUAAGUAAAGCGUGUGCUAAGGAUUUACUGCACACACAGUUCCAGCACUUCAUACAGGGUCAAGAUACAAAGCCAAAGUACAAAGAACUAAUGGAAGACUUGGAAAAAGACAGCGAAGGACUUAUGAGCUUUGAAGACUUUAUGGUGUUGCUGUUGAGUGUAUUGUUGAUGUCUGACCUCUUCCUGGAAAUCAGACAAACUAAGAACACAAAAUAAAAUGUAUUCGUCUAUGGCUUA